Metschnikowia bicuspidata var. bicuspidata NRRL YB-4993 is the source of this 1903-nucleotide messenger RNA. RefSeq names its product septin (gene CDC3). Lineage: Eukaryota; Fungi; Ascomycota; Pichiomycetes; Serinales; Metschnikowiaceae. Gene Ontology annotation, molecular function: molecular adaptor activity; GTPase activity; GTP binding. The transcript is spliced from 2 exons. Gene Ontology annotation, cellular component: septin complex; cytosol; septin ring. The record is from RefSeq and is a predicted model, not a curated record. Gene Ontology annotation, biological process: cytoskeleton-dependent cytokinesis. Bases 158 to 1411 code for a protein of 417 amino acids.
AUUUCAUUUCUACAACCUCUCCAGUGCAAACACAUCGAGUGCACACACUGGGAAAAAAGUAGAAAGCAGAAAAAAAAGACCAACAGUCAGGCAUAUUUCCGAAUUCCAGGGAUCAUCACAUAUCACCACAAAGAGAAUACGCAUUUACCCGCGCACCAUGGAUCAGGAACUCAAGAUCAUCAGGCGCAAAGUCAACGGCUUCGUUGGUUUUGCCAACUUGCCAAAGCAGUGGCACCGCAAGUCGGUCAGAAGAGGCUUCACGUUCAACUGUAUGGUGAUUGGCGAGAGCGGUAUGGGAAAAGCAACGUUGAUCAACACGUUGUUUAACCGUGAGGUGUUGUCUUCCAGAGUCGACGACGCCAAAUCAGUAGACAACGAGGGGGACGAGCCCACAUUGCGAAUCGAGAACACGACCUCGGAAAUAGAGGAGGACGGUGUGAAGUUGAAGUUGAACAUCAUCACCGCGCCUGGAUUCGGCGAGCACGUCAACAACACGGACUCCUGGAAGCCCAUUGUCGACGAGAUCAACACAAGAUUCGACCACUACUUGGAGGCCGAAAGCAGAAUCAACCGCUCGGCAAUCACAGACAACAGAAUUCACGCAUUGUUGUAUUUCAUCGAGCCUACAGGCCACUCGUUGAAGUCGUUGGACAUCCAACUCAUGAAGCUGGUUCACGAAAAGGUGAACUUGAUUCCAAUCAUCGCCAAGUCCGACACGCUCAUUGACGACGAAAUCGCCACCUUCAAGGCCAGAGUGUUGGCUGACAUCAACUACCAAAAAAUCAAGAUUUUUACGCCUCAGGUGUAUGAGAACGAUGACGAAGAUAUCACGGGAAACUCACGUGCGUUGAUCGCGUCAUUCCCCUUUGCUGUGAUUGGGUCUACCACCGAUGUGCAGACUGCCGAUGGCAGAAGUGUCAGGGGCCGCGCGUACCCGUGGGGUAUCAUCGAGGUCGACAAUGAGAACCACAACGACUUUGUGCGCUUGAGGCAAUUGUUGGUGCGCAAUAACUUGGAAGAGUUGCGCGAAACCACAUCGGAUACUUUGUAUGAGAAGUACAGAUCCGAGAAGUUGGAGAAGAUGGGAAUCGAGCAAGACAACUCUGUGUUCAAGGAGUUUGACCCGUUGACCAAGCAGGAAGAAGAGAGAGCUUUGCACGAAGCCAAGUUGGCCAAGAUGGAGGCCGAGAUGAAGGCGGUGUUCCAGCAAAAGGUGAGCGAGAAAGAAAAGAAGCUACAGAGAUCGGAGGCCGAUUUGUUUGCCAGACACAAAGAGAUGAAGGAGAAGUUGGCCAAGCAGAUCAAGUUGUUGGAGGACAAGAAGGCCCAGUUGGAGAAGCAGAAGGCGUUGCCCGUCGAGCACGCGCCCGCUCCCGCGGCACAAAAGUCGAGAAAGGGCUUUUUGCGCUAGUCACGCCCACGCAGUGUAGAACUGCCGGAACUUUGCUAUGGAAGUGGUGUAAGCUAGAAUUAGAGGCACGAGAAAACCAUCUUGAGCUUGAAUACGAGGGCUUCGAGGAGAAGCAGUAGAACAGGGUGCGGUUGGCACUGGUUUGGCUGGUCUCCCUGCCUACAAGAGUGAGGACUAGAAGCAGCCUUGACGUGGGGUAAUUUGGCCCGUAGGAGCCGAGUCGAUGGUGCCACAAAAACCGAGGGCGCUCGUUUCUAUUGAUUAUUUACCUGAAUGAAUUGCAAAACAUAUUCUUGUGUUUUUACCGGACUGCAACCAAGUCUUUAAGUGACUGGCACGAGAAGCACUGGAGCAGGUGCCCAGAAUAUGUUUUCUGUGGAAACUUUAGAGGCGAGAAUGAAGAUAUCAGGUGCAACAGGAAGGCUCAGUUAUACGAAAAGAGGGAGCCCUACCAUGUAGAAAAUGACCAUGUAUCGCGAUUCACAAACAGUG